AUGGAAAUGUAUAAAGAAUUGUUAAAUUUGGUGGAACCACUUAUAGCGAAGCAGGAAUGUAUUCGAAUGCCAAUACCUGCAAACACACGUUUGGAAAUUUGUUUGCGCUAUUUAGCUUCUGGUGAUAGCAUGAAAUCACUUUCUUAUGCAUAUCGAGUUGGACACAAUACCAUUUCAAAAAUUGUGUCAGAAACUUGUGAAGCAAUCUGGACGGUGUUAAAAGAUAAAGUUUUUCCAUCAUACAGUGAAGAUACCUGGAAGAAGAUUGCUAACAAAUUUGAAAAUCGGUGGAACUUUCCUAACUGCAUAGGCGCUGUAGAUGGAAAACACGUUAUGAUUCAGACAUUGGAGCUGAAGGACGUCAGAAUGAUGGUGGAGUGUUUAGAAACAGCAACUUGUAUAAAGCAUUGAAAGAAAAUUUAAUAAGAAUACCACCACCAGUUAUUAUUGGAAAUAAUGGACCUGUUUUACCAUACGUGAUUGUGGCAGAUGAAGCUUUUCCUUUAAAAACGUACAUGAUGCGACCAUUUCCCCGAAGUCAAGAACUCAAUAAAACGAGAAAAAUCUUUA
Messenger RNA from Trachymyrmex cornetzi, 570 nucleotides. RefSeq lists its product as uncharacterized. The coding region runs from base 1 to 411 and encodes 136 amino acids. The transcript is spliced from 2 exons. Lineage: Eukaryota; Metazoa; Arthropoda; Insecta; Hymenoptera; Formicidae. The record is from RefSeq and is a predicted model, not a curated record.